Molecule: messenger RNA, 957 nt
Organism: Adineta steineri
Lineage: Eukaryota; Metazoa; Rotifera; Eurotatoria; Adinetida; Adinetidae
Source: the annotation of a GenBank genome assembly
AUGUUUGAAACACAGAACUACGAAGUUACUAAAGGUAUUAAUUAUGAAUAUGUUUACAUGAAGAGAAAUGAUGAUUCUAAACCGACUUUAUUAUUUCUUCAUGGUUUUCCAUCAUCAUUCUAUUGUUGGCGUCAUCAAAUUAAUUAUUUUUCUAAACAAGGAUAUGGAUGUUUAGCACCAAAUUUAAUGGGUUAUGGUAAAACAUAUUCUCCAUUGGAUGAACAUGAAUAUAAAGCAAAAUCAAUGGUUCAACAUCUUAUAAGUCUUCUCGAUCAUUUAAAUUUAACUAAAGUCAUUGUUCUUGGACAUGAUUGGGGUGUUCGACCAGCAACACGAUUUGUUCUAUACCAUCCUGAACGUACAUUAGGUCUUAUUCUAUUUAAUGUUGGUUAUGAACCACCAGCAAAACGAGAUGUCGAAAAAGUAUUACAAUUUACCAGGGAAACCUUUGGUUAUGAACUCUUCGGUUAUUGGGAAUUUAUUAAUUCUGAUGAUGCAGCAAAAAUUUUCGAAGAGAAUGCAGAUGGAGCUCUUGAUAUUUGGUAUUCAAGUGAUCCAACAUUAUGGAAAACAGAUCUUGCACCACUUGGUAGACUUCGAGAAUGGAUGACAAAGAAAAAAAGAACAAAUCGAGCGUCAUAUUUAACGGAUAAAGAUUAUGAAAUAGUACGUCAAGUUAUCACUGAAGGCGUACAAUCAAAGUUAAAUUGGUACAAAUCAUUUAUUGUUAAUAUUGAUUGGGAUGACGAAAAAGAUCUUGAUCCAACAAUAAAACGACCAGUUCUUUAUGUUGCAGGAACAAAAGAUUAUAUAUUAGUUCCACAAUUCUUUGCUAAUCAAAAACAGCAUAUCCCUAAUUUAGAAACAAUUGAAUUAAAUACAAGCCAUUGGACGAUGGAAGAAAAACCAGAAGAUGUUAAUCAAAUAGUAGAAAAAUGGAUUGAAAAAAUCGUUUAA